CAAGGAAGGAGACCGCUAAUUUAGCGCCUUUUUUAGGGCGCGUCAUAAUCAUGAAUCGAAGAUUCCAUUUCCGUCAACUCUAACGGCCAUCGCCGGCUUUGGUUGAACCCCAAAAAUUGCAACUUUGGAUUUUGGAGGCGAAACGAAAUUAUGCAAAAUUUAAGUUUUCAAACCUAGAAAUCGCUUCUUCUUUCCAGGUUUGAAGAACAUAUCCAGGAAUUCAUUUUCCUCGCAUUUUUUUCCUUCUUAAAAAGCAGCGACGUUUAUGUUGCUGAUACAAAUCCUAAAAGAAGAAAGAACCCCAUUGAAGCUCCUCGUUUUUCUUAUCUCAUUCUCAGAUGGAGUAUGAGGAGGUGUCCAUUUUGAGCUCAGAGCAAGAGCAGGAUAUUGAGUCACCAGUUGUCUCUGAAGGGAGUUUUGUUACUUUGACACCACAUUCACCUUGUGAAUCAGUAUGCACGUUUUCCAGGCAAGAAAAUAGUAUUCUGGAAUCAGAAGAAAGAUCAAGAUCUGCAGGGAGACUUGGCAGGCUCAUAUUUUUUUAUCUACUGGUUAUGGUAGCAGAGGUUAUUGGUGGAGUGAAAGCAAACAGCCUUGCAGUCUUUACAGAUGCUGCUCAUUUGCUUACUGAUGUUGCCGGAUUCUCCAUUUCUCUCUUCUCAUUGUGGGCUUCAGGAUGGGGAGCAACGUCACACCAGUCUUUUGGUUUCAGCCGUUUUGAAGUUUUGGGUGCUCUUAUAUCAGUCCAACUAAUCUGGCUAAUAUCUGGAAUCUUAAUUUAUGAAGCAAUUGACAGAAUUCUUCACAAUAAUGAGAAGGUGAAUGGAGCGAUCAUGUUUGCAAUUGCAUCAUUUGGGUUUAUCAUCAAUUUGAUCAUGAUCAUAUGGUUGGGUCAUGAUCAUACUCAUGGUCAUCACCACCACCACCACCACCACCAUCAUCAUGCACGGGGGGACAAAAAUCAUUGCCAUGAUGAUCAGGAGGGUGAGGAACUUUGUGCAAUAACUGAGGAAGAUGGGACUAAUAUGGUAUUGAGUUCUCCAGCAAAAGCCAAGACAAUGAACAUAAAUCUCCAGGGAGCAUACUUGCAUGUCAUGGCUGAUCUGAUACAAUCUGCUGGUGUAAUGAUUGGUGGAGCCAUUAUAUGGAUUCGUCCGGAUUGGUUGGUUGUGGAUCUUAUCUGCACUCUUGUCUUCUCUGCUUUUUCCGUAAGUGCUACUCUACCCAUGCUUAAGAAUAUAUUUGGCAUACUAAUGGAGAGGACGCCGAGCGAAAUUAACAUUGCAAAGCUGGAAAAUGGUCUUAGAUCUAUCAGAGGAGUUCACAGUAUUCAUGACCUGCAUGUCUGGGCCAUAACAGUAGGGAAAAUUUCAUUGUCUUGCCAUGUAGUGGCUGAGCCUGGAGUCAGCUCUGCAGAGAUACUACACAAGAUUAGGGAAUUCUGUGAAAAAUCACACAGGAUACAUCACAUAACUGUACAGAUUGAAUGAGUAGCAUCCUUGUUCGUUUUCCGUUUUAUACUCUUGGGACUCAUGAAAGAGAGAACAUGUACACUAACAAAUACGUUAGCAUCA
Molecule: messenger RNA, 1574 nt
Organism: Carica papaya (papaya)
Lineage: Eukaryota; Viridiplantae; Streptophyta; Magnoliopsida; Brassicales; Caricaceae
Gene: MTPB1
Product: metal tolerance protein B1
Biological process (GO): zinc ion transmembrane transport
Cellular component (GO): plasma membrane; vacuole
Molecular function (GO): zinc ion transmembrane transporter activity
Source: RefSeq, a predicted model, not a curated record